Ectocarpus siliculosus is the source of this 318-nucleotide messenger RNA. NCBI's taxonomy places the organism in Eukaryota, Phaeophyceae, Ectocarpales, Ectocarpaceae. The record is from the annotation of a GenBank genome assembly.
AUGCAUCUAUCAUUUAGCGCGUCAAUCGACGUGUCGUCACGCAGAUGGCACGGUGUGGCGGUGUGGAAGUGGGACGUUAACGAAGACGUGUGCGGUAUUUGUCGCCUAGCGUUCGAUGCCUGCUGUCCCGAUUGCACCGUCCCGGGGGACAACUGCUCGCCAGUGUGGGGGCAGUGCAACCACACCUUCCACAUGCACUGCGUCCUGAAGCACCUCCAGUUCGCAACGCAGCAAAACCGGCCGCAGCAGUGCCCGCUGUGUCGUCAAGAAUGGCAAUUUCGAGAGGCGCAGCCGGCAACCGCUGAGGAGGACGACUGA